CUUCUGCUUAAUCAACAAGAACAAGGAUUGCUUACUUCAAUACACAUCUCGUUGGAAAAUUUUGAGAAUGCCAAAUUACUAGAGAAAACACAGUAGAUAAGAAAGAAAAUGAGUUUGACGAGUGAGACUGGGUAUAGCUAUAAUAUUAGUGAUCUAAAAUGUCAAGUUUAUUUCCCAGGGUUAAGUUAUGAUGAUUUUGAUAGAAAUGGAUGUAUAAGUGCAUGGAAAAUAAGCAAGUUAUUUGAAGGAGGUCGUGCUAUAGCAUUUUUAGGCGGAUUCACUAGUGACCUUUUAAGUCCUAAAACUAGAACAAGAUUUAUAGUUGCUCAAAAUAUUCAGCUUGUACCAAAUACUACCAAGCGAUACAGAAGUUUUCCAUUUUCUGUCAUGUUAGAAUUGAAAGAUGUAGGUCUUUCUUCUGUUACAAUAGAACAAGUUCUAAGAAAUGAAAAGAAUGACAAGAUUAUUGGUACUAGUGUGUUUAAAUUUGUUUGUGUUGAUAGAGAAACCAAACGACCAGCAUCAUUAUUGAAAGAAGCCAGAGAGAGGUACCUGAAAUUACUUGGAGGAUCAGCAAAGGCUAAACCUCAAUUUCUAAUGACUAUACCAGAUUUACCAUUAGAUACUUAUCAUAUACCAAUCUUUGUGUUACCCAAUGAUACAGAUCAAAAUCAACAUCUAAAUCAAGGUCAAUUUGUACGCUAUUGUUUAGAUUGUGCUGCAAUGGCAUCUAUUGAAGGAUAUUAUCAAUAUUUUAUAACUGAUAUUUGCAAUUAUCAAGCUACUGAUAUUGAUGUGUUAUACAAGCGUGAAGCUCUAGCAGGUGAUCUUGUUCAUGCUCAUACAUGGCAAGACAAGAAUGAUCCCCAAAUUCUCUAUUUUAUCAUCACUAAAGACAAGAAUUCCUUAUUACAUGCAAGAAUACGUUUUGCCUUGGAACCAAUAUCAAAGUCUAAAUUAUGAAAUAUUCUUUCAAAUGAAAUGUUCAAUUAAUGUAUUAAUUAUGAUUGAAUCUGAUUAAAUCUAAUUAUCAGUGCUACAAAUGAAUUAAUUAUAAAAACAUUGACAGAUCAGAACUGAAUUUGUAUUUCCUAUUUCACCAUUUUCCAGUAAAUCACCACAUAAAUUUACUUUUCUUCUUGUUAAAUAUAAAGAUGACAUCCAAAGGGGUCAUUGGGUCCUUUAUGUUAAACUUAAGGGAAAAUAUGAAUAUUUGUUUGGUGGUUCCAUACUGAAAAAUGGUGAAUAGAUGUCUAUGGAUGGAAAUUCCCAGGGAUUGAAAUUUUAUGUUGAAAAUUAAUAAAAUUAAGAAAAGG
Messenger RNA from Lottia gigantea (owl limpet), 1316 nucleotides. RefSeq lists its product as hypothetical. Bases 109 to 963 code for a protein of 284 amino acids. The record is from RefSeq and is a predicted model, not a curated record. The transcript is spliced from 3 exons. NCBI's taxonomy places the organism in Eukaryota, Metazoa, Mollusca, Gastropoda, Lottiidae.